AAAGAAAGCUUUCACGUGGACUAGAACUCGAAAAUAAACUAAUCAAUAAUCGAUCUUUUCAUUAUAUUCAAAAGUGUUGAUUCCGGAAAUCUUUUUGGAAUAUAAAACAGGAACACAUUAUUUAUCAAACUGACGGAAUAUUUUUAGUGUCAAAGCAUUUGAUUUAUGAAAAUUUCGUCUUUUCUUGUACAGUACUAUAAGCACUUGAUGCUCGAAUAAUGGCGGCCCCUUACUAACUUUGUAUUCUACGUUCGUUUGUGAAUAUGGAUAACAAUCGGAUUUAUAAAAGUCUUAGGAUGCCGUCUGGAAAUGAAACAUAUAGUUCGUUGGAACAACAUAACUCGGCUGUAACUUCUCGGAAUAAUCAGUCUCAGACUGCCGAAGUUAGGGGUUUGGUCGGGGAUUCUAUCCAAAAUCAGAUUCACAUUGUUGGGGAUUCCUGUGAGGACCCCACGGAGCACCCUUCACGAGAAACCAGUAAUGGACUCAGCCAAACUGACGUUCAUGUGCUUGCGCAUGCGCCAGUAACUAUAACUGGAGACAAUUCUGGGUUUUCCCGUAACUACAAUGACGUUCAUGCAACUACGCAUGCGCCAUCAAGUAUAAACAUUCCUUUGAAUGCUGGGAUCGCCCAAAGCGGCGGAAGUGCAGGGGAAAACAGUAAUACGCACGCGCAAAUGAGUGUAAAUUCGCAUUUGCAAAUGCAAAUGUUGCAAAAUCAAAAAAUCAUGUUGGAGCAACAGUCAACGGUGGCAGGUUUGGUUAAGAAAUUCGACGCUUUAGCCAAACAAAUGGACAAACGCCGGCGCAGUGAUCUUUUAAAACUGCCACGACAACCGAAACCUCCGACAAUAACCGGAAGUGGGUAUGAAGAUGUUUCCGAUUCGGAUAGUUCGUACCCGUCCGAUAAUGACGCUUCGUUAUUGGACUCGGACGAUGAUGGAUCAGUGGAAGGCCACCAAGUGGGGAACAACGACUGUUCUUCUGAAAGUUUAAGACUUUUAGCGGAGAUGAGUAGAGAUUUCAAAAAGCCUGAGGAAACUGGGCCAAAAGUUGAUCGUGUGUUAGCGGAUACGGUGAACUUUGGUAUAAGCCAGCCGGUAGACCGAAAGAUAGCAACAAAACUUUGUGACAAUCAAAAGAGACCAAGUAAUUGUGAAUUUCUACGGGUUCCAAAGGUGAACAAAGAACUGUGGGUGAGCUCAAGUCUCAGUAAAAACAUUAAGGAGAGAGACAGGAAAAUGCAAACAAUACAACAAUACAUGACAGCAGGGUUGAUACCUCUAGUAAACUUGAUGGACAAGUUGUUAGAACGAAAUGAUUCGGAUUCACUGGAGCUUGCUCGAGAUUCUUUUCAGUUAAUGGCCUACGCACAUAGGGAUAUGACAAAUCUCAGGAGACAGCAGAUAAAACCAGGAAUAAAUGAGAAGUACCACCAGCUAUGCAAUGAUUCUACAGAGGUGACCGAAAAUUUAUUGGGAGACGGUUUGGAUAAACAGCUGAAAAGUUUGGAUGACAUGAGGAAACUUGGUAGAGACAUGACUAAGCCUCAAUUUAAGCAAAGUCGGAAGAGAGAUCAUCAAGGUCAGUUCAAGUCAAAAAAUGACGUCAUCCGCCGAAGAGACAAUAGAGAUCAACAAACACAACGAUAUUCACAAGAUCCAAAGUCUUUUUUAUCGAAAGGAUACCGGCAGAAGCCGGUGCAUCAAAACAAGUUCAAAAAACCCCGGAGGAACAAUUACAACAACAACAAACAGGAUUAAAUCAUUUUGCUGGGGAAAGUACUUCAAAAAGUAACGGAAGACCAGGCAGAGGCAAUCUUGGUAGCCCCUAUUUUCACAACACAGCCAUGGUUUCCGCGUCUUCUUCAAAUGAUCUGCAGUCAGAGCUACAUACUUCCAAGGAUGGAGAAUUUGUUAACAUCACCAAGGAAGAAAAACCAUCCUCUAGUGUCCAUGAAAAUGGGGGUUUUCAGGAUAUCCGGGAACAUCUUAUUCGUUCAGGACUACCAGAAGAGUCUGCAAAAAUCAUCAUGGCGUCUUGGCGACGGUCAACGCAAGAUCAGUAUGGGUCACAUAUCAAAAAAUGGUUGCGUUUUUGUGGUCAAGAACAAAUUAAUUCAAUUAAACCAUCUAUGAAUCAGGUAAUUCUAUUUUUGACAAAACUUCAUACAGAGAAGUACAGUUACAGAACAAUAAGUGCAGCAAAAUCAGCAAUAUCAACUUAUAUAAGUCUUUUUCAUGACAUGGAUAUUGGAAGUGACAGAAAAAUAAAACGCUUCAUGAAAGGGAUAUUUGAAAUUAACCCUGCAUUGCCAAAAUAUAACGCCACAUGGGAUGUUAAACAAGUCUUAAACUGCAUAAAAGGAAUGCCAACCAAUGAUUUAUCAUUACGGUUGCUGAGUGUAAAAUUAGUAGUUUUGUUGGCACUCACAACAGGACAACGGUGUCAAACUUUAGCUGCAUUGGAUAUUGAGGAUUUGCAUAUAGAACAAACAUGUGUAAAAAUCAGAGUUACAAGUGUGCUUAAACAAACAAAACCAAAUUCUCAUUUAGCAGAGCAAUUUAUUGAAGAGUAUUGUCAUGAUAGUGAAUUAUGUGUUGUUAGGGCAUUAAGAAUUUAUUUGGAAAAAACUAAUACUCUAAGAAAUACAUCAAAAUUAUUCAUUACUCUGCAAAAGCCACAUGGUGCAGUGACAUCAAAUACUAUCGCAAGGUGGAUAAAAUUAGGCCUUAAACUAGCUGGAAUAAACAUUUCUACUUUUUCUGCACACAGUACAAGGGGUGCUUCUACUAGUGCAGUAGCAUCAAAAUCUAUUCCAAUUAAUACAAUUUUAAAAACAGCAGGUUGGAAAAGAGAUUGUACAUUCAGAACUUUUUAUAACAAACAAAUAAGUAAUGAUUCAUCCUAUAGCAAAGCAAUUUUAAGUAUAGUUGAUGAUUAAUAAGACAAUGCAUACACAUGUCAUAGUUCAUGUGCAAAAUUAUUGCAUAAACUCAAGAGUACUAAGGUUGAUAUUACAUAGAUUAGAUUAAAAAAUUGUUUUUUCUGGAGAAAUUGUGUAUAGUUAUAUGAUUUUAAUUGCAUUUUAUGACUAAAUUGAAACAAUUUAUGAAUUUUAUUAUGCAUGGAACAUAAUUAAUUUGUCAUUUGUGUUUUAUUGCUUUAUAUUAGCUUUAGUAUGACUGAAAUAUUAUUUCAAGAUAAAUCAAAGCUUUUUUGAAAUGUAUCAAUUGUCACAAUGACAUUAUGACAAUACAGGAUUUCAUCAACUCA
Mercenaria mercenaria is the source of this 3276-nucleotide messenger RNA. RefSeq lists its product as uncharacterized. The record is from RefSeq and is a predicted model, not a curated record. The transcript has 2 exons. The coding region runs from base 264 to 1763 and encodes 499 amino acids. NCBI's taxonomy places the organism in Eukaryota, Metazoa, Mollusca, Bivalvia, Venerida, Veneridae.